Messenger RNA from Paraglomus occultum, 1581 nucleotides. The record is from the annotation of a GenBank genome assembly. Lineage: Eukaryota; Fungi; Glomeromycota; Glomeromycetes; Paraglomerales; Paraglomeraceae.
AUGGAACCAAGACUUGUCGUUAAUGAUAUACUUGACAAACUCGAGGCUAACAUUCCGAUAAAUACAAACGUUCGUGAAGAAAGUCAUUCGGUGGAUGAUCCAUAUUUUACUAUAAAUGCUCUUGGGAAUCUAAAGGAAAAAACUCAUCUUGAAAAUCUGUUAAGGUUCAUUAAGAGUGAACGUUAUCGUAAUAACGUUGAUCUUGCAACUUGUGCAAAGUUUGUAACACGCAUUCUGAGCGAACAUCUCAGGGAGGCGAUUAACCCAGAAAAUUUUGCGCCGGUGUUGAAAUUAUUCAACACGUACAAGGAUGAAAAUAAUAAUGUUGUCUUUAGGGAAUAUUUUUGUCUUUUAAUACAGCAGUUAUUACAUCAGGGUUAUACCCCGAUGAGCACGUGGUUUUUGUCUCUUAAAUUUAUCUACGAGGAAGCAAGGUCACUGAUUUUCGUUGGCAGUAAUGGCGAAGGAAUCGAUAAGCUAAUGAAAGAUACUGCCAUGUUCGUAAAAACUCAAUGUCAUAAGAUAAGAGAAACGGUUGCAUAUGAAAACCUUUUUCUUUGCAGAUUAGUUGAGUCAGUAUUGGUAGAGUCGGAAAAGAACACUAAUGUUGAAAUCGACAGGAUGUUGACAUUAUGUGAAGGCCUUUUGGAACUUGCGAUAAGUCAACCGGACGUCCAUGAAGUUGUCAUCAAUGAAUUGGGCGUGAUAAUCAACCACAGCGAUUUUUUCGUAGUACAAUCAACAAUAAUUAACUUGAGCUUGUACUGGAACGAGUUUGCUUUCCGAAUCGACCCCAUAUUGCAAGAAAUUCGAUUAGAUGAGGACACGGGUGAAAAAUUGCUUGUAGGUGUAAAAUUGCCACAUAAAUUAAGACAAAUGAUGUAUAAUAGCAUGAUUGAUACCUAUAUCAACUAUGUAACGACUUUUGAAAAGGAUAUAAGAUGGUGUAUUGAUAACAAUGAGGAUAUUAUUUUCUCGGUUGAGUUACCCGAUCCGAACGUAUUCAACGAACUGCCAGAUGUAAAAGCGUUAACGUCAAACUUCGCCCACAUAGCAAAAAACGACAUAUUAGAUUUUAUCGGCUAUCUUGGUCACUAUGCUUCAAAUGCAUCAUUCAGAUUUUCCGCUCGUAUAUUGCUCACACUUCACACUUUUUAUGAAUUAAUUAAUAGUAACAUAACAUUUUUGCAGGAUGUCGACUUUGUCAAUACUAUUGCCGACUUCUAUUUGUGUAUUUGGCUGUAUCUUCUUGCUAAGCCACUAGAUUCAACAGCGGCAAAGCAGAAGGUCAAGUUUUCUACAGUUAUGGCUAUAUUUCUGCACUUUUUUGAUGUCUCGCAGACGUGGCUUUGGAAAAGAAAGUUAUCUUAUGUAUUCUUCUUGAGAGUUCUUGUGAAUAUUUGUAAGCGCUUGGACGAGGAAUAUCUCAAAUUGAUUUUGGCAAUCUUUGAUAAAUUAUCUAUUGAUAUUCCAUUGUCCGUUAUUGCCAUGAACCCUGGUGAUUUGAUGAUGAUUGCAGACUCAGUUGAUUGGUUAGACAUAUUACAACAGAGGAUUAACAACAUAACUAAUACUUCGUAA